CUCGUAUUCGCAAACGACGACGACGACAACGCACGAACAGCCACACCUCAUCCCUGUAACGGCAUCCUUCGGCAUGCGGAUCGUGUGGCUCCUCGCAUUCGUUGCGGCCGUCGGCGGUGUGCCACCGCCACAACAAAGCCGGCAAGGACACCCUGGGCGCAUGUAGCGUCGGGGCAGGCCGACAACAUCCAGGGGGACCAACGGCAACAGCCAGACUGAGUUUUCCACGGUGGAUCACGGAGAGCUCAUGGCUAUGAUGCGUUGGCAAGGGAUGAUGCGUUGGCAAGGGCUGUUCGGGCGCAGGCACUCCUCACCGAGCCAGAACAGACCGCCAAAAGCGGGGAGCACCAACGGCACCAUCCCGACAGCGGCAAAGAAGAGAGAUCCCAUGGCGUCGUCGGGGACCCAAGGAGGCGGAGAUAUACCUCCCUUCCCUUUUCCACCCACCCCUCGCAUGCCGUCCACCCACCCAGCGAUCGAGAGACUCAACACCGCCUUGGCCAUCCAGGCUGUGGAGAAACUGCUGAAGUUGGAGAUGGUGCAAAAGGUCGGGCAGUGGUUCAUCAACCAAGCGGCACAGCAGCUGGGAGCCGGCCUGGCGCUUUUUGCGAGGGAGGAAGGCAUUGGAGAGGGCGCCAGGCAGGCUGAGGCGCAACGACUCGAGCAGGAGUUCCAUCGGCGGUUCAAUGCCCUCGUGAGCAGGGCAACAGGAGGAGAUGCGCGUCUAGCUGAGAACCUGCAGCGGAUGGAGGUGCGUGACCAAGGGAGGCCCCUCACACCACAGCAAGAGAUCUUCCUUACGGAGUGGAUGGCAGCUGGGCGGCAGGAGCAGCAAAGGAAGGAGGUGCAGCACCUCUUCGCCCUUCGUCAGAAAGCGGAUGAAUUGUGGCAGCAGCUGGGUAUGGUGGGAGGGGGGACCGGAGAGACAGGAGGAUCAACGAGAGCGACGGCCCCCUUCCCGGGCGACGACUGGGAGCCCCACUUCAAAACCCUGGAAUGGAUGGAGGGCACCACGGGCCAGGAGGUGAUGGUGUACAUGAUGUCCAACAACAACAACAACCAGCCGGGAGGGAGGGGAACAGCGGGGGGAGUGGUCAUGGGCUCGGCCCCGGCGACAAUCUCAAGCACCACCCCGGCAACGGCGGGCCCCUCACCAGCCACGGGCACCUCAUCAAGCUCCGCAGCAGCUGCAACCGCAGCCGCAAGCAUCUCGACAACGGGGCCAGCCGUCAUCCCGAGCAUGGCGCCUCCAGCACCCUGA
Messenger RNA from Vitrella brassicaformis, 1261 nucleotides. NCBI's taxonomy places the organism in Eukaryota, Vitrellaceae. The record is from the annotation of a GenBank genome assembly.